AUGGUUCUGGAAGAGUUUGGUUGGUCGGUGCGCUUCGCCGCUCGGCGCUUUCCCCCUCCCCCUCCUUUGAACUGAAUUCGCGGGAAAGAGCCGCUCGUUCCCCCUCGCUCUCCGAACCGCGGGGCAUGGCUCCCGCUGCCUACAUGAGAGGUUCUGCUGCUUCUGGUGACUCACCCUUCUAAGUAGGAAGCCAGGAGGUGGAGCCAGAGGACUACUUUCCAAGCAGGGAGAAGGAGGACAAUUGGGGAAUUAAUCUCUGAUGGUGGAGUCAGACAGGCCUCUGAAUGGAGAAACUGAGGCUGACAUCCCAGCCUGGUGUCUCAAGGCGUUGCGGGCAUGGGACCAGAGAGAGGACAGGUCUCCCCCCUCUCUCCCGAACUCAGCCUCCAGGGAGCCGCUGAGCUCGCUCUUUAUGCUGAAGGAUCUAGCUUUGUUUUCUCUCACUAAGAACAGAGGAGAUAUGGGCUCUAUUUCCACUGUUACUGACUCAUUGGGCUGCCUUGGGGAAAUCAGCUCACCUUUAUGUACCUCAGAUUCUGGAUCUGUAAAAGGCAGGGCAGUCAUUAAGAAGGCCUCAGCUCUAGAAUACAAAAUACAGAGGAGAGCUCUCCAUAAGGAAGACUUUAUCAAUUACAUUCAGUAUGAAAUUAAUCUGUUGGAACUGAUCAAGAAAAGAAGAUCGCGCAUUGGAUAUUCAUUUAAGAAGGAUGAGAUUGAGUAUUCUAUUGUGCAGCGAAUACAGGGCCUCUUCAGGCGUGCCACAGAAAAAUGGAAAGAUGAUGUGCAGCUGUGGUUGUCGCAUGUGGCUUUUUGCAAGAAAUGGAAUAAAAAAAUUCAGCUUAGCAAGGUGUUUUCUGCCAUGCUAGCCAUUCAUCCGAACAAGCCAGCAUUGUGGAUUAUGGCUGCCAAGUGGGAAAUGGAGGAACGCUUCUCGUCUGAAAGCGCCAGGCACUUGUUCCUUCGUGCAUUGCGCUUCCAUCCAGAGUCUCCAAAACUGUAUCAAGAAUAUUUCAGAAUGGAGCUGAUGCAUGCUGAAAAGCAGAGAAAAGAAAAGAAAGAGUUUGAACAAGCCAAGAUGGACUUGGGCGAGUUCAGUUAUUCUGAGGAGGUUCUUAAUGGGGAAAUGGCUCGAAUAAUCUACAGAAAUGCUGUUGAGAAAAUCAAAGGUGCUGAGUUCUACCUGUCCUUGCUUUCAAUUGCAAAGCUCUUUGAUUUUACACAAGACUUGCAAAAAGAUAUUCUUGAAAACUUGCAGGCCGAGCAUGCUGAUGAUCCUCUUACAUGGGACUACAUGGCCCGUCGAGAGCUGGAGAUGGGGUCCUUGCCAUCCCCAGAAUGUUCAUCUAAACAGAUGAAAGCAUCCGAGGUGGCCCAGAAGGAGGAGCGGUGCUGUGCAGUCUUUGAGGAAGCAGUGACAGCGCUCCCCACAGAGGCCAUGUGGAAAUGCUAUGUCACUUUUUGCUUGGAGAGACUUAACAGGAAAACCAACAGUGAGGAAUUGAGAAGGAAGAGGCUGGAAAGGACUCUGUGUGUGUUCAGCAGAGCCCAUGAGUCCACCUUGCUGCCAGAGACUUUAUACAAACAGUGGCUUCACCUGUUACUGGAGGUUGGCCUUUCUGAGAAGGCCACAGAGGUAGCUGCAGCUGCAACCAAACGGUUUAGCCAGUCGGUGGAAAUGUGGCACACGAGACUGCAGGUGCUAAUCAAACUGAACAGCAGCGAUGUGGCCCAGUGUUUUGAGGAAGCUGUGAGACAGGUGAAAUCUAAGGGCUGUUUACCGUUAUGGACUCUAUGGGUGGAAUGGAGUGAAGGAGAAAACAGCAAGGAAGACACACAAGCCCUUUACCAGAGAUCCUUAUUGGUCAUUGACCCAGCUGACUCAGUAACCAUGAAAGAGAAGUACCUUGAUUGGGCCUACAGAGAUGGCGGUUAUAAGAAAGCAAAGAAAGUCUUUACCAGCCUGCAUGAAAGUCGUCCAUUUUCACUCGAGUUCUUCAGGAAAAUGAUCAAAAUAGAGAAGGAGCAAGAAUCCUGCAAGAUGCUUAAUCUGAGAGAAUACUAUGAACGGGCCCUGAGAGAGUUUGGUUCUACAGAUUCUGAUAUCUGGCUAGAUUACAUCAAAGAGGAGCUAAGCCAUCCCCAAGGCAAACCAGUAAACUGCGGGAACAUUCACUGGAGAGCUAUGAAGAUGUUAGAGGGAGAGCUAGUGGAAAAAUUUGUUUCCAAAUACACUUUGCUGCAAACUGGACAUUUGUGAAAAAUGCAGAUUACGUUGAACUUGCAAACAUUUCUGACAGACAAUAUUGAAGCGCAGAAUUUCCGGAGUUAGUUGGUUGUCCACAUUUUUGUACAAGAUUCUGAAAAUAAAUAUGUUCAGGAACACAUCCUA
Mauremys reevesii (Reeves's turtle) is the source of this 2389-nucleotide messenger RNA. RefSeq names its product UTP6 small subunit processome component (gene UTP6). Lineage: Eukaryota; Metazoa; Chordata; Testudines; Geoemydidae. The transcript is spliced from 22 exons. Gene Ontology annotation, cellular component: small-subunit processome; Pwp2p-containing subcomplex of 90S preribosome. The record is from RefSeq and is a predicted model, not a curated record. Bases 260 to 2257 code for a protein of 665 amino acids. Gene Ontology annotation, biological process: maturation of SSU-rRNA from tricistronic rRNA transcript (SSU-rRNA, 5.8S rRNA, LSU-rRNA). Gene Ontology annotation, molecular function: snoRNA binding; protein binding.